ACCGGCACACCGGCUUCAUGUCUGCCUCCAUGCGUCUCAUGUUGUGAGUCGGAGCGCUCAGGGAGUAGUGCUGAACGUUGAGUUACUCGGUUUGCCGUUUGAGUUGGGAAAAACGUGACCAUCUCAACAUACAAUUAAUAUCUGAUUGGCAGUUCUGUUAAAGGGAAAUCGAAUGGCUUCUGAAGAUAUUGCCCAGCUUACAGAGGCGCUGGCCAAAACUCAUGUUGGAGAAGAGCUAAGCUACAAAGGUCAGGGGCUAAAGCUGGAUGAUGAGCAAUCAGUGGAAAAGAUAGUCAGAGAGAUUGACCAGUUCAGGGGUCUAAGGGCAUUGAGACUGGAAGGAAAUACUAUUGGGGUUGAAGCAGCACAUGCCAUAGCAAAAGCUCUUGAGACCCACAAUGAACUUGAGUGCUGUCACUGGAGUGACAUGUUUACGGGUCGCCUUCGUUCUGAAAUCCCUCCUGCCUUGAAAUCUCUGGGAAGUGCAUUAAUAACCUCAGGUGCCAGGCUUACUGAGCUGGACUUGAGUGACAAUGCUUUUGGUCCAGAUGGUGUAAAGGGCAUUGAAACCCUCCUGAAGAGCCCUGUGUGCCAUACACUAAAAGAACUCAGGCUCAACAACUGUGGCAUGGGCAUUGGAGGGGGAAUUAUCCUGGCUUCUGCAUUGACUGAGUGCUAUAAACAGUCAAGUGCUAUGGGCUCACCACUGAAGCUGAAGGUUUUCAUAGCUGGACGUAAUCGCCUGGAAAACGAUGGCGCCACUGCUCUAGCCCGUGCAUUUCAGAUGAUUGGUAGUCUUGAGGAGGUCCACAUGCCACAGAAUGGGAUCAAUCAUCCUGGCAUCACAGCUUUGGCCACCGCAAUGCAACACAAUCCCAAUCUUCGUGUUCUAAACCUCAAUGACAAUACUUUCACCAAGAGAGGAGCGGUUGCCAUGGCUCAGGCCCUUAAGCACCUACGCAGCAUUCAGGUUGUUAAUUUUGGUGACUGUCUGGUACGUACUGAAGGCGCCAUUGCUAUAGCGGCAGCCCUAAGAGAAGGAUUGACUGUUAUUAAGGAGCUAAAUCUGUCUUUUGGGGAAAUUACUGAAGCUGCAGCGUUGGUACUUGCAAGGGCAUUAAAGGACAAACCUGAUUUGAAGAAGUUAGACCUCAAUGGAAACUGCCUGGGGGAGGAUGGCUGUGAAGCUCUCAAAGAGGCUAUGGAAAGUGUGGACAAGUCAGAUGUGCUUGGUUCACUCAGUGAUGAUGAAGGAGAACCAGAUGAAGAAGAGGAGGAGGAUGAUGAAGAUAGUGGUGCAGAGGAUGAGGAUGAUGAGGAGGAGGAGGAGGAGGAGGAGGAAGAGCACAACUGUGUUAAUGGGACUAAGGAAAAUGGAAAAGAUAAGGGAAGCCCAGCAAAGACAAACCUCUGCAGUCCCGACCUCAUAUCCUUCUUUCAUUCACCAACAUCAGAGAAAUUGUUCAACCUUGGAGCCAAGAGAACUCAGCUUAUUGAGCAGCAGCUUGAUUUUUCAGAUGCUGCCAAAAUUGCAGAUUUUUUCCUUCAGAUCUGUUCAGUGUAUGAAGAAGAGGUGGAGGUGAAGCAAGUCGUUUUAGAAACUGCUGAUACUCUGUUGAGGAAAGGCUUUUCCAGUCCUCACUUUCAGACUUACCUUUUUAUCUCCUCACUGAUGGUGAACAUGGGGCUUUUAAAGGGUGAAAAGAAAACGAAGAAGAUGGGUGUUUUGCCUGGUCACCUCAUUGUUUUGAAUCACUGUGUUGGACAGGACUACUUUCCUGUGGACCAGGCUGAUGUUCUGCUGAUCUUUUUGUCCCGAAAUGGCAAAGUCCUGGAGUCUUGUUCCAAGGCAAGAGAUUACCUUAAAACCACACUGGAGAAGAAGAUUGCUGCUUAAUACUCUGUGCUGUCACUGGAAACACCAAAUAUGGGUCAAAGACAUCGGCCAGAUCCUGAAAUGCUUAAUUGGAAAGGAUAUUUCAAUCUAUAAUUGUCAGUGGUUAACUUACCAUUCAGUUAACUCUUACUGGGAUUUUUUUGGAGAGCUGUAAUGAAAAGGACCUUAAGUUCUGACAUGUAUAUUAGUGCCUCUUAAGUACCAGACAGAUUGAAGGUAAAAAAAUAGCCUGGGAAUAGUCUUUUGUACUUUACAACUCUUUCAUACAUAUUUUCAGUAUGGCAUAAAAGCUAUUUUCUUUACCUCUUCUUAAGUCUGAUUCAUAUGGCUACAACCCUUGAAACUAUAACAUAUCAAAAUUAAGUAAAUUGAAAGAAUUGUUCUGCUAUAUUAUCAGUAAUAGUUGAAUGACACAACAAAACUGCCUUUAAAGCUUUAUUUGGGAAAGCUUCAGUUUGCCCAUGCACACAAGUGUAUGCCAUUUGUUUCAUGCCAGACUAAAUCUGUUUAAAUUCGAAAUAUUUGUGGAGCAAAAUUAAAAUGCAUGCAGGGUCAAGGGACCGAUAGCCUUUAACUGCUGUAAUCUUAUUAAUGUCAUAACGUGUCAGUCCUUUUUUUUAUACAAAAAUAUUAUAAAACAAAAAAAAAUGGUUGUGAUUAUUAAUGACGUGUUGGAUUUUAGCUUCUGAACUUGAACUACUGGCUGAUAGAAAAUGCUGUGUAGCACAAAGAGAACAUUGAUAUAUUUGACAAGAAAUGUCAAAAUAAGAUAAGUAUGAAGUAGAUUAUUUUUUUAGUGUUUUUUUCAUAGUUGAACUGUUCAGGGAACAGCUGGUAAAAGGGAACAUGAUAAAAUGUAGUAUGUGCUCUCAACUGUACAGUUGUGUUCAGUGCAUUCCAUUGUAUUUGAAAUAAAGUGAUUAUUUUUGUGAAA
This is a messenger RNA of Astyanax mexicanus (Mexican tetra), 2831 nucleotides long. RefSeq names its product Ran GTPase activating protein 1b (gene rangap1b). Gene Ontology annotation, cellular component: perinuclear region of cytoplasm; cytosol; nucleus. The record is from RefSeq and is a predicted model, not a curated record. Lineage: Eukaryota; Metazoa; Chordata; Actinopteri; Characiformes; Acestrorhamphidae. Gene Ontology annotation, biological process: nucleocytoplasmic transport; activation of GTPase activity; signal transduction. Bases 173 to 1897 code for a protein of 574 amino acids. The transcript has 16 exons. Gene Ontology annotation, molecular function: small GTPase binding; GTPase activator activity.